AAAAAAAAAAAAAAAAAAGAGCGGUGGUUCUGCUGCUGUGACCUGGCUGUGAAUCAUCUAGGGGCAGAGAUACGAAAUGUUAGCAUCAGGGGACGGUAUUUCUUUUAGGUAUUUAUCUCUUUCACAUCCUUGCUCUAUUAUAUCUUCUGACUUGUUUCCUAGGACUGAUUCUCUUUGUAUCAAAGAUGUGUGUUUGAGAGAGAGAGAGAGGGAGGGAGAGCGAGAGGGAGGGAGAGCGAGAGGGACUGCCGGAGCCUGGCACACGUGUGUGUCAUCAUCAAGCAGGCCAGCUAAGCGCGUUUUCACAGCACCAGGGUAGGAGUCCAGAAAAGAGCGGGGACCGAGGUAUGCAAGACCCUUUGAGGCCAAGGCUUUAGACUGGUACAACGUCCCCUCCACCUCAUUCUGCUGGCCAAGGUGAGGUACAAAGCCGGCACAGAUUCAGGGGCUGGGGAAACAGACUCGGCGGGAGCAGGUGCGAGUCCUGGGGUGAGGGGCAGGUCUUCAGGGCAGUGUGGGAAAUGGUGGUCAUCUUUCAAUCUGCAGAGGAAUUUUGUCCAUGAAUGUAUUGCUCUUUGAAGGUGAAUAAUAUUUUAAAAAUCCUUAUGUUGAACUUUAAGAGAGUUCAUUUGCUCAACUGUUAAACUUUUACAAGCUUGCCAUUCUGACAGUCCCAGCGUGGCCUAUGAGAUCAAUCCACAUUUCUGGUGGUGAUGUAGCGCUCAGCGCCUGUGGCCCUUCUGUGACGCGGACUCAAGGGUAUAAAGGAAGCAGCAUUUCAGUUGCUUCUCUGCCAGGGGUAAUGUCCAUAUGGCCUUUUGAAUCCUUGCUCUGCACAGACCAACAAAGGAAACCACAACUGUUUUUUUCCACUUCAGUUUUCCAUUGCCAUCUUUCAAAGAUUUGCUUUCUUUUCACUUUUAUCUGUCUUUUACAGAAGCAUCAGGGAGCUAGUUGGCUGGAGGGGUUUUCUGUUCUCUCCUGUCUUAUGUAAUGAAACCUGGAUAUUUGUCUUAGGAUCUUCCUCUCUUAUAUUGACCAGGAAAAAAAGAGAGAGAGAGAGAGAGAGAGAGAGAGACAGAGAGACUGCAUUUCAUUCAGUGCCUUAUUUAUCAGUUCUCCAUUGAUGUGACUGCACAUCUCUUCCUUUUAUGUUUCCAUGUUCUUAUUUUCAAACUUAUCUGGAAUGUUCUCUGGUUUCACAUCCAAUCGUUUAUGAAUCACAAGAAAAGUCUGAAUUCUUCUAAAAGUGUCCUUUUGUCUGUAUGAUUAUCCCUAGAUAGCUCAUAAAACCUUAGACCCCAACUGAUUCCUUAGACCUGUGUUUUCCCACUUCCCUCCACAAGUCCUGUGCAGCAGCACCCCCCUCCGUGGUUUCUCUGUAGAUCCCUCAUAAUACAAUUUUAAUAUUUUCAAGCUAAAGGCUUCCAUUAUUGAUUUCUGCCAUCCGUAUGAAUUAUCUUUUUGGAAGUCUUACACUUUAAUGUGAAUAGUUCCUCCAUUUAAAUUAAAAGGAAUAAUUUAUACAAAACAUUUUGCACCUAGUAAGAUCUCAGUAAAUGUUAUCUAUUACUAUAAAUGCUUCUGUUACUACACUUACUAUUGCUAAUUUAUUUUAAAGCAAACCAUAUGCCUUUUCCUCCUAUUGAAUUUACAUUAAGCUAUAUGAGGAACCAUCUAGACAAUAUGAGAAUGUAUGUUAUAAUUUGAAUAUGAUUUUUCUUUGGAAAUUUUCUGGCAACUGAAAUUUACUAUCACUUAUUUUAAGAACGGCCUCAGUGAUUGAUAAUCAUGCUAAACUAGAAUCACUACCUCAGCAUGUGGGGUUGGCCCUUUUGCCUGGGUGUGUGUUAGUAAAAGCGAAUUUAUGUGGUCCCGAGGCUGGGUCCAUAUAGCUGAUCCUGGGGUCCUCACAGCACACUUACGGACAUACUGUUAGUAGAUUAUGGUGUUUUCUUGCCUUGCUUUCCUAGACAUCAGUAAUCUUCCAGGCACCUUCGAGUUCUUCACCUUAGUUACCUCCUGUCAUGACAGACAGGUGUUUUCUGAGGGAACUGCUUGUAUAACUGCCCACCUCACUGUCCUGUGUAUGGCGGAAACUUUAGUAGGGAUUCCUGACUUCCUAAAUCACUGUGUCAAUAUCAUACGGUUUUCUAAGAGACUUCCUCUUACCUCCUACCUCGGGUUUUAUCUACGCCCCCGGAGGACAGCUAUCCCUGUGGCCUCAAGUCUCCCUCUCAAAAUACACACAGGAGGUGCUAUGGGAUGAGCUGUGUCCAGCGCCCUCAUCCUCCCAGAAAAAGAGAGGGGUUAGGGUCCUAGCCUCCAGAACCUCAGGAAGUGGCCUUACUCUGGAGACAGGGUCUUCACAGAGGUGAUCAAGUCAAAAUGAAGUCAUUAAGGUGGGCGCUGACCCGGCAGGACCAGUGUUCGUCCCUACAAGGGAUAUUUGGGCGGACAGGGACAGAUAGCAGGAAGGAGAAGAAGGGACACGGGGUAGGGAGCCAUCUGCAAGCCCAGGAGAGAGGCCUGGACUAGGUCCCAUGCGCGCAGACCGCGGAAGUAACCGGGGCGGCCACACCUUCGCUCUGGCUUCCACCUCCAGAGGGGAGAUCGCCAGUCGCCGCUUGCAGCAGCUCAGCGUUGCGCUCCGCAGCCCAGGCAGCCCAGGCCCUGCGGCCCCAGACGGGGCGACUCGCCCGCGGACGUCUGAGCUCGCCUCUGCUGCUUCUGAUAAGGAAACCCGAGUUUUCACUUGCUGGAGCAUUGUGUUCCUGGAAUAAACUUUUCAAACUUGUUUUGUUUUAUAUAACCAUGAUGUGGUGACUGGAGACCUACAUUCGACUGGGAAGAGCGAGCCGGAGCAUGUGCCGGACGCGCGCAGCAGGACGCACUCGUCACCUCAGCGGCAGCCACGGUAGUGAUGUGCGGAGGAAACUGGAUCAGGAAAUUAGUCACGGUCUCCCUGUCAUGUCUGAGCCACAGAGAUGGGCAAGAUCGAGAGCAACGAGAGGGUGAUCCUCAAUGUCGGGGGCACCCGGCACGAGACCUACCGCAGCACCCUCCGGACCCUGCCCGGCACGCGCCUGGCCCUGCUCGCCGCCUCCGAGCCCGCGGGCGACUGCCUGACGGCUGCCGGCGCUCCCCCGCCCCCGCCGCCCCCGCCCCCGCCGCGGCCCCUGUCCCCUGGGCCUGGCCCCUGCAGCCCGCGGGGCGCCGGCGGGGGCGGGGGCGGGGGGGGACGCGAGUUCUUCUUCGACCGGCACCCGGGCGUGUUCGCCUAUGUGCUCAACUACUACCGCACCGGCAAGCUGCACUGCCCGGCCGACGUGUGCGGGCCGCUCUUCGAGGAGGAGCUGGCCUUCUGGGGCAUCGACGAGACGGACGUGGAGCCCUGCUGCUGGAUGACCUACCGGCAGCACCGCGACGCCGAGGAGGCGCUCGACAUCUUCGAGACGCCCGACCUCCUGGGUGGCGACCCCGGCGACGACGACGACCUGGCGGCCAAGAGGCUGGGCAUUGAGGACGCCGCGGGCCUGGGGGUCCCCGACGGCAAGUCCGGCCGCUGGCGGAGGCUGCAGCCCCGCGUGUGGGCGCUCUUCGAGGACCCCUACUCGUCCAGAGCCGCCAGGUUUAUUGCUUUUGCUUCUUUAUUCUUCAUCCUGGUUUCAAUCACAACCUUUUGCCUGGAGACACACGAAGCUUUCAAUAUUGUUAAAAACAAGACAGAACCAGUCAUCAAUGGCACGAGUGUUGUUCUGCAAUACGAAAUCGAAACGGAUCCUGCCUUGACGUAUGUAGAAGGAGUGUGUGUGGUGUGGUUUACUUUUGAAUUUUUAGUCCGUAUCAUUUUUUCCCCUAAUAAACUUGAAUUCAUCAAAAAUCUCUUGAAUAUCAUUGACUUUGUGGCCAUCCUACCCUUCUACUUAGAGGUGGGACUCAGUGGGCUGUCAUCCAAAGCUGCUAAGGAUGUACUUGGCUUCCUCAGGGUGGUAAGGUUCGUGAGGAUCCUGAGAAUCUUCAAGCUCACCCGCCAUUUUGUAGGUCUGAGGGUGCUUGGACACACUCUUCGAGCCAGUACUAAUGAGUUUUUGCUGCUGAUAAUCUUCCUGGCUCUAGGAGUUUUGAUAUUUGCUACCAUGAUCUACUAUGCCGAGAGAGUAGGAGCUCAACCUAACGACCCUUCAGCUAGUGAGCACACGCAGUUUAAAAACAUUCCAAUUGGCUUCUGGUGGGCUGUGGUGACCAUGACCACCUUGGGCUACGGGGAUAUGUACCCCCAAACGUGGUCGGGGAUGCUGGUGGGAGCCCUGUGUGCCCUGGCUGGGGUGCUGACGAUAGCCAUGCCCGUGCCGGUCAUCGUCAACAACUUUGGAAUGUACUACUCCUUGGCUAUGGCGAAGCAGAAACUUCCAAGGAAGAGAAAGAAGCACAUCCCUCCCGCCCCCCAGGCAAGCUCGCCUACCUUUUGCAAGACAGAAUUAAACAUGGCCUGCAACAGCACACAGGGCGACUCCUGUCUGGGCAAGGACAACCGGCUUCUGGACCAUAACAGAUCAGUGUUAUCAGGUGACGACAGUACAGGAAGUGAGCCGCCAUUAUCACCCCCAGAAAGGCUCCCCAUCAGACGCUCUAGUACCAGAGACAAAAACGGAAGAGGGGAAACAUGUUUUCUACUGACGACAGGUGAUUACACGUGUGCUUCUGACGGAGGGAUCAGGAAAGGAUAUGAAAAGUCCCGAAGCUUAAACAACAUAGCAGGCUUGGCAGGCAAUGCUCUGAGGCUGUCUCCAGUCACAUCACCCUACAACUCUCCUUGUCCUCUGAGGCGCUCCCGAUCUCCCAUCCCAUCUAUUUUGUAAACCAAGCUGCAGCAGUCGGCUAAGGUGUACGGAUUCACGUGCUGGUUACCCCUCCUCGAAGAGAAUUAAACGUAGAGUCACUCCAGGCUCCAUUAGACACAGUUUAAAUCCUGCAUGACACUGCUAUUUGAAGUCAGAGACGCCACUCGGGUAGCUAACACAUCUCACCCCGGCUUACAGAUCUCCUACAGUAGUGCUACUCCUCCACCUUAACGGCCCCGGUCUCCUUUCGCAAUAAGAUGACCGUCGGGGUCACACCGGCCAGCACCGACACAUAAACCUGUCUUCAGGGAGAUGCAUUUAACCGUGUGCUUCCAAAUGCCCAUCACGUCAUUGGACCUUCAUUUCUCGGGACCCUAAACCAUUCGGAAGACGUUUGGGAUCCUAUCUUGAUCGCACACCACAUGACCUUGCUCAGCUCAUCUGCACGGACCGCCUUGUCUCCAUCGCCUGAGAGCCAGGUCGCAGAGCCUGGGGAAGUGGAUGGCUCAGGAUCCGUGUCCGUGCACCCGCCAUCCUGCUGACACGCAAGCCCUGGUCCACUGUCCUGCGUGUGCAAUUGUGGGGCGGGAAGGGCCAGUUUCUCCUUGGCAUCUUUUUCGUUUCGUUUCUUUUUUUUUUCUCCCUAAUUUUUUGAAAGAAAUAUUUGCUUUAAUAAUGUCUUGAUUUACUUUUCUUCAAAAAUGCUGUACUGGCGAUGUUUCUGGAUGUUUGUGCCCAGAUAACUGCCAAGAGGUUGUUACUGGUCACACGCGCUGAGGCCAGAUCUCUCAAGGGCUCAGGGAGGGCAGGAUACAGGACGGUGUCACCGCAGCCCCCGCUUGGCACUACAGUCCUACAUAUAUAUAUAAUAAUCAUUAUUUUUUAAUCCCGGAUUUGUCAUCCUUUUCAGAGGGAAAGUGCCAACUAUCACCCAAAGCUCUCGUGUCUUUUUCCUUUUACCCCUUUCUUUAUUUCGAUCGAUUGGUUUUUGUGCAAACAUCAAAGAUCAUCAUGGUUCGCAGGAGGCUCCCAUCCCGACCCGCAGGACCGGUCAGAUUUUCAGGCAGCGUCUGAGCGGCGGCCCGUCCUGCACGUUGUCUGUGUGUCCGUCCUACGGUCUGUCCCACUGCACGCAGCCGACCUCGUGGGGCGCAGAAAGGCCUCGACAAGACGCUCAUGACUUUGACCCGGGUCCUGCCCCCCCUUGCCCCCCUCUCUGCUGCACACACGGGCGAGGCGGUGUAGACAAGGUGGGGGCGCGGGAGCCCCCGGGUGAGCAGCACCGAGGCCGCAGUGCCGUGGCCCGGCCCGCUGCAGGGUGGGCCCCGCCACCGCGUGCACCCCUGCUGCACCCUGGGUGCCUGCAAACCCCGCGACCCCCCACUGCACCCUGGACCUCCGCAGCCCCUGCGGCCCUGCGACCCCCGCGGAGCCUGCUGCACCCUGUCAGCGCCCGUGACCCCUGCUGCACCCUGGGUCCCUGCAACCCCCACGGCCCCCUGCUGCACCCUGUUGCCCCCGCGACCCCUCAGAUCCCGUAACCCCGUGACCCCCGCGGCUCCCGUGACACCUGAAGCCCUGCGACCCCCGCGGAGCCUGCUGCACCCUGCGGCCCCCGCAGCGCCUGUGACCCCUGCUGCACCCUGGGUCCCUGCAACCCCCACGGCCCCCUGCUGCACCCUGCGGCCCCCGUGGCCCCUCGGCUCCCGUGACCUCCGCGAACCCUGUGACCCCUGCGGCCCCUGCUGCACCCUGCGGCUCCCACGACCCCCAUGACCCCCGCGAUCUCAGUGACACCUGCGGCCCUCGCAACUCCAGGGCUCCCCACAACCUCCGGGGUCCCUGCUGCACCCCCGCGACCCCCGUGACCCCCCCAGGCCCUUGAGGCCCCUGCAGACCUCGCGACCCCCAUGACCCCUGCGGCCCCCGCGCCCCCGGCCCCGCGGACCCCUCUGGCCGCCCUCACUGUGCCCCCCGCCCACCCCGCGGGGACCCGGGCACGAGGAGGUGACCCCGCGACCCCCCGGGCUGCAGAGCAACGGUGCACGCGGGGCGGGGCACAAGGGGCAGGGGGGCCGCGGCGGCUCCGGGGGCAGGUCCCCGAGGCUGCGGCCCGCCCAGUCCUGCGACCAGGCGCCCUCUCCGGCCCCGCCCGGCCCCGCCCUGACGUCACACGAGGGCGGCAUGACGUCACACGAGGAGCGCUGGCGACACCGGGCGCGGGGGCGAGGGGAGGAGCCGAGUGUUAGCGCUGCUGCCGUUGGCCGCGGUGCUGUGUAGAGUCCACCGUUGGCCGCGGUGCUGUGCAGAGUCCACCGUUGGCCGCGGUGCUGUGCAGAGUCUACCGUUGGCCGUGGUGCUGUGCAGAAUCUACCGUGGACUUCUGACUACCAGGAAACGGCCAGGGGGUCACCUGGACCCAGGACCCACCUCUGCUGCUGAAGGUGCCCUGACGCCCCCGGGUGCGCUGGGAUACCCCCGGGUCUUGGCCGUGGGCGGAAACCUUGGACAGGAGCUACAGCUGGGACUCCGUGGGUGCCCCCCCUCCCCCCCAUGGACAUCGUGGUGUGCUGCACACGGGCCAGGAGCCGAGGAACAGCUGUGAACACCAACACGCGUGCACGGGCGGGCUUCGGGCCCACGCUCAGGCCGCAGGGACCCGAGGGCACGACCACCAUGCAGGGCCCACAUGCAGGCCCAGGCUGCAGGGACCCGAGGGCAUGACCACCGUGCAAGGGCCACACCCACACCAAGGCCGGAGGACCUGAGGGCACAACCGCCCACACGCGUGCAGUGCCCACACCUACCCCCAGGCCGCAGGGACCUGCGGGCAUGACCACCCACAUGCGUGCAGGGCCCAGGCCCAAGCCCAGGCGGCAGGGACCCAAGGGCACGACCACCGUGCAGGGCCCAGGCCCAUGCCAAGGCGGGGGGACCGGUCCACGACCACCGUCUGCAGCUCCGAAGAGGCCCCGGGGCUGCAGGGACUGUGCCCAGGGUCACGUGGCCGUGACAUCAGCGGCCACAGGUGUCUCCACUCCCCUGACUUGUCCCGCGUUAGAUCCACGAGCAUCCACUGUGUCAUUUCUUUUUGUACAAGCCACUUAUGUGAUCAGCUUGUCUUUGUGGUGAAGUUUUCAGUGCCUACUUACCAGAACUAAGCUAUUUGCAGUUGCGUGUUCGUGGAGUGCCAGAAAUUCAUUACGACUUAAAAAAAAAAAAAAACAAAACACUGGCCAACAUCAUUCACGGUUUGGGUCUUGUCGUUGUUACCUCAAUAUAAAUAUUACAGAAGAUAAAAUUCUGGCGAUGAGAGUAUUUUUUUAUGAAAUGAUCAAGGAGUAAUGUCAGUAUAUAGUAGAGUAUUAAUCAAAUUAUAUCCUAAAAUGUAUAUUUUGCAUAAAAGAGAUAUUCUUUAACCGAUUAUUAUUAUUUUUUGUGUGUGUGAGUUUUGUGGCAAACGAAGCUUAUACGUGUCUCUGAAAUCGCUGUAGUCAAAACUGUAAGAAUUCUUCAUCUCGCUUAACCAAUGUUUGCAGAGCCAGUCCGUUCCCCAGGAUUCCAAAUACACUGUAUGGCCCAGUUAGGAACCCCUGUGUCGUGGGCCUUUUGUGGACACGUCGAGGUGCAUGCAUGGCCUUGGGGACAACGGGGAGACAUGUAACUCGCUCAACUGAAGAAUAAAAGGCAACUAAGCUGGGGACAAA
Molecule: messenger RNA, 8551 nt
Organism: Canis lupus familiaris (dog)
Lineage: Eukaryota; Metazoa; Chordata; Mammalia; Carnivora; Canidae
Gene: KCNC2
Product: potassium voltage-gated channel subfamily C member 2
Exons: 6
Coding region: 2988-4862 (624 amino acids)
Biological process (GO): protein homooligomerization; potassium ion transmembrane transport
Cellular component (GO): dendrite membrane; voltage-gated potassium channel complex; neuronal cell body membrane
Molecular function (GO): protein binding; delayed rectifier potassium channel activity
Source: RefSeq, a predicted model, not a curated record